GGAGAACGAGAGAGGAUCGUGUGUAACCGCAGAUGGUUUUUCCACUCUGGUUUUGGUGAAUGUAGCACCCCGGGGCGCAGCGGACCAAUUGUGUGAAUCUGCAGGGCUGCUCGGCGACACAAUCGGAGAGAUGCACAGGACGGACAACAGCCGCGGACGCGCUUUGAGAAGUGGAUAAUAAAGGCACAAAAGCGAAGCUUCCGCCGAGGAGCACAGCUGAGUACCACGGAGAGAGGAGAGCUAAGUGGUGAUGUACAAGUGAAAAUAAAAUCACAGUUAAAGCUCCUGGUCCUGUGUCAGACUCGUUUUCAGGGAGCUUGAGCGAGUUUGAAGACAGUACUUAAGGUUAUCAGAUAAUUAAUUAGACACCCCAUACUCCCGGAAAUCAAUUAAUUCACAAAUCAAUAAAUCUAUAGUCUGGUGUAACAAGAGACCUUCCAGACUGUUAGCCUGGCUGCUGAACAACAAUAACAAGAGAAGAGCAACAAACCAGAGAGAAAAAAUACAGUUUUAUUGGUUGAAGGAGAAGAUGGAUGGGAGUCUAGGGGAGAUGUCCCUCCACAGCCACCCUGAUCUGGUGCACAGCCAGGAUGGCAGGGCCAUGCUGCACUCACGGGACCUUUCAGCUGCUUUCCCCAGGCCUUCCCUUGGGGGCCCCACUGUGUCUCUGGAGCCAGAGCCCCGUCCACCGGGCUUUGACCAUUCCAUGUCAGCACUGGGGUACAGCGGCGACUCCCCGUCCAGCUCCGGCAGCACCUACACCACCCUGACUCCUCUGCAACCCUUUGAUGAUAAGUUCCACCACCACCAUCACCACCAUCCUUGCCUGCCUGUCAGCAACGUCAUUGGCAGCUUCACCCUCAUGCGUGAGGACAGAGGCCUUGGCACUAACUUCUACAACCCCUACAGCAAAGACCUGGCCAUGUCCCAAAGCCUGUCACCCCCUUCCACAGGUUCAGGCCUGACUUCCUCCAUGCAUGGCUAUGGCAGCCUUGGCAACAGUUCCAGUGGCAAUGGUGGCCAGAUGCUUCACAGCAGCUACGACAUCCAUGGGGGGAGCCUCUUCUGCAGGACAUCGGAUUUUGGCCGUGAGAUGUCACCACCAGUCCUAGGAGGCGGCGAUGUGUCAGUGGGGCAUCAGUUGAAUAAAAUGGAGGCUCACCAGCACACCACGGGCCACCACCCUCACAUCUACAGCCAGCACUAUCAGCCCCACCAUCACCCUGGCCAGCAGGCCUCCAAGAUAGGUGAACACCUGCACUCCUCAUCGUCUGCCUCAUCCUCACCCGGCGAGGGUAUGCUGCCAGGCUCACAGGGCAGUGGAGGCAACGCCGGGGAAGAGAUCAACACCAGGGAUGUGGCCCAGAGGAUCAUCACUGAACUGAAGAGGUACAGCAUCCCCCAGGCCAUCUUCGCUGAGAGGGUUCUGUGUAGGUCACAGGGCACGCUGUCUGACCUCCUCAGGAACCCCAAGCCCUGGGGCAAGCUCAAGUCAGGGCGCGAGACCUUUAAGAGGAUGUCCCGCUGGCUCCAAGAGCCUGAGUUUCAAAGAAUGGCCUCACUGCGACUGGAGGCCUGCAAGCGGAAGGAGCAGGAGCAGAGCAAGCUGGAGCGCAACCAGGGUCCAAAGCGCACCAGGCUGGUGUUCACGGACCUGCAGCGGCGCACGCUCAUGGCCAUCUUCAGGGAGAAUCACCGCCCGACCAAAGAGCUGCAGGUCACCAUCUCCCAGCAGCUGGGCCUGGAGCUCUCCACUGUCAGCAACUUCUUCAUGAACGCCCGCCGACGCAACCUCAACAAGUGGGCAGACGAGGGCCGUCCCUCCUCCACAGGUUCCUCAGGCUCCAGCGUUUCCUCCUCCGCAGUGUCCUGCAGCACGGCAUGAUGACAGGAGGCGUGGUGGGGGAGGGUGCUGAGGGAGCAAGGGGGCACAUAGACUGGUCUAGGCAGAGAUCAGCCGUAAUACAUGUCCUCCUCGUUAUCAGAAGGAGUGACGGAGCCAGCUAUUAUAGAUGAUUUUAUGAAGAUGAAGCAUUUUCUCAAACCAAAGUUGAUCGCUCCCUUGAAAUGGAAGGGGCGAUACCCAGAGUGAUAUGACUGCAGGAUGUGAGGUCCUGCUUGUAUAGUCAAGGGUGCAAAGAUGAUUUGACUCAAAGAAGAGUCACACCCUUACAUAGAAACCAUCUCAUUGCAUUAUUUUGAUUAUGUAGAUUAGAGAUAAUGAGGGUAUUACAAAUCAGGAGGAAGCAUAUUUUGGUGUACCUUCAAAUUUAUAGUCAUCUCUCCAAACGUGAAGAAUCAAGAGGUGCCAUUUGCUCACAUCUGGGGAGCUCCGUUGUGUAACUUCUUAAUCAAAAGUGUCCAUCCAAAGAUGUUAAUCCUCCCCCUGUGUUCUUAUGGUCUUAUUUUCCUCAAGAAUCAAGGUGAAAGAGGAAGAGGAGGCAUUUUUUUAACUUCUCUUUUUUUUUUGAAGAAUCAAAUUUCCCUUUCUUAGCAUUUGUUUCCAUGGUGAUGGUUCCCUGUACUGUAUGGCAUUGUUCCAAGUUUGGCGCCUGGGAUUAUCAGGAGGGUCUGUAUCGUCCGUGACUCCCAGCUCUCAAUCAUUUACCAACAACACCAUGUAUUUUGUGAAGAUCAGCCUGCCUUGAAUGAAUCAGAGUUCUCAAGGGGGAACCGCAGUGCAUCUUGCCGUACACCAGGACAGAAUCAAUAAACACAAGUAGGAGGUAGAAACAGACUGGUUGGAGCAAACGUCUAGCUUUAGGACUCUCACUGAGCUUCCAAAUGAAAGCUCCACAGCCAUUUUUGACGCAAAAUUAAGCCAAAAAAAAGAAAGAAAAGCUACCUUUGAACACAAAGGUUCUGUGGGGAAGAGGUACGCCUGACACAAUGUACAGUGACAUUGUAGUAUUUUUUUCACUCAUUUCCAAACAACUGUACACACCUCUGCUCCAUUACGAAAUCUUUUUUUUACAGAUGUCUAGAAAAUGGAGGAAUGUGAUUCUUUCAACCCUUUUUGUACAGAUUUCAAGCACAUCGCUCUAUUUAUAGAAACCUGUUGGAAGUGCGGGGCAGUUUGUUUUAGUCCUGCUGAUGUACAAGGUCAUUUUUUUGGUCCACAAGGGAAAGGUUUUAACACACCUCCUUGUAGCCACAUGCUUAAUCAAACCAAGAACGUUUCAACUGCAAUUGCUGAUCUGAUCAACGUAUUUACUGCAUUUGUGUAUUUAUGGUUUUCCAUUUUACUUUUCUCUCUCUCUAUUUAUUUGGUUAUUUAUUUAUGCUAUCGAUAUACUGUAAGUAUUUAUUUAACAACGCUCUGUAUGUCUGUGUGAAACUGAAGACUUUUUCUGAUGGGCACUUCUAGCUGUAGAUUCCCAUCGUAAUACCAAAGAUAAAUAUUGCCUCCCUGAAUGUACGGCCUGAAUUCCUAAACCCUGUAUCCGAUCCCAGCCCGAUCCAGCCCAGCCCACCCAGUGAUGUUAUCUCUCUCUAUCUUUAAGGCCUGGCCUUUGUUUUGUUUGUUUUUUUGGAAAAUAAUGGGGAUUUCUUUACUCUUGCAAAUGUCUCUGUGGUCGGCUCUUAACGCCAAGGCCAAAGCUUGUUUGAAUGUUGUGAUACUAGUUAUAAUUAAUAAUGCUAUGAAUAAGAACAAUAAUAAUAAUAAUGAUGAUGAUGAUGAUGUGGCAUCCCACAGGUUCACAGGUUGCUUAUAAAAUUGUGUUCCUACCAGUGAGUGUGCAAAGUGUCUGGGGACUCACUCAGUGCUCUGUUUGAGUGCACGAUUGAGUGCCAGUCCUUCAGGGUCACAUGCAAACAUGCGUACUGUGUGUCUGCCUGGACACAUGCAUAGUCGUGAAACCCGCCAACCUCCCUCACCUGCUCCCCUCCCCAGUGCAGACACUCCUGUCUGUGUCCAACUCAGUGUGUGAUCCCAUGUCCUCCCCAUGCCAAACUCUUCUGACAGUUUUCUCAGUUCCAACAAGGUUCUUCAGGAUCACUCCUGGAGCUGUUAGGGGUUCUUAGGUUUUGUUCUGUUCCUGAAGUUCUUAAGAUUUUAGGAUUCUUUUCUGGACCCUUGGUGUGCUUAAAGUGUGCUCCUCAUCUCCUGGGGAUCUUCAGUUUGGUUCCUGUUCCUGGGUUUUUUGUUUUUGGACUUCUGGGGUUGUUCUUUAACAUCUGGGGAUAAUGGGUUUAUGUGCCUCGGGUUCUGAAGGUCCUUGAAUUACUACUGGCCUCUAAGGGUCUUUGGGUUGCCUCCUGGCCUGCCGGAGUUUCUAGUUCAGUCCUUAGCUUCUUGGGAUGUCGGAUUUGGUGACGAAGCCAAUGAGUACUGAGAAUCUCUGAUUUUAUUGCAAGACUUUUACAGCUCACUGGGUUUGUCCUUGGGAAUUUAAAAGCCUUCAGGUUAAUUCUUGAUCACCUGUGCUUCUUGGAGUCUGUUCGAAGUCUAAAGGUCUUGGGGUUCCCUUUGCAACUUACACAAGUGAUUUGAUUUUCCAACAUUUUGCGAGAUGAAUGCCUAAAUCAGGAGGAACCCACUCAAGUUCUGAUUCACUGGCCCUUGUGUAUAUGCUGCCAAAGAAUGUUAAAGGCUAGCUUGGCCAUUUUCCAUCCUCAGUUUCACUCUCUGUCUCAUUCUCUCUAUCUUUAACAGUAGAAGGGGUGGAUUGCCAGGGCCCCCCUCCACAGCAUGCACUUGAAAGACGGGUGGUCAUGAAAGAGGCCAUCGACUUUUUCACAGACUUCAAAGGGGAGGCUUUUUUCAUCCCGUCUCCUCUCUGGGUAUCUGGUCUGGGGUCUGCUCUUGGCCAGACCUGUGGGCUUUAGGGGGCACUCAAGGGGGCGGGGGGAGAUCAGAGAGGAGGCUGAAUCAUCCAGAAUGGGAAUAGUGGUAGUGGUGUGUGUGUAGGAGAAGUGGGUGGGGGGUUGU
Messenger RNA from Monopterus albus (swamp eel), 4933 nucleotides. RefSeq names its product one cut domain, family member, like (gene onecutl). Gene Ontology annotation, biological process: regulation of transcription by RNA polymerase II. Gene Ontology annotation, molecular function: RNA polymerase II cis-regulatory region sequence-specific DNA binding; DNA-binding transcription factor activity, RNA polymerase II-specific. The transcript has 3 exons. The record is from RefSeq and is a predicted model, not a curated record. NCBI's taxonomy places the organism in Eukaryota, Metazoa, Chordata, Actinopteri, Synbranchiformes, Synbranchidae. The coding region runs from base 530 to 1885 and encodes 451 amino acids. Gene Ontology annotation, cellular component: nucleus.